Messenger RNA from Helobdella robusta, 756 nucleotides. RefSeq lists its product as hypothetical. The record is from RefSeq and is a predicted model, not a curated record. The coding region runs from base 1 to 756 and encodes 251 amino acids. Lineage: Eukaryota; Metazoa; Annelida; Clitellata; Rhynchobdellida; Glossiphoniidae. The transcript has 2 exons. Gene Ontology annotation, molecular function: RNA binding.
AUGUCAUCUGAUAAAGAGUUUGGAAAUAACCAUGCUAGCAGUGGGCCAGCUAGAUGUUUAGAGUUGACUUCACUAGCACAUGGUGAAUUCACGGAUGUUGAAGUUGGAGGUGCAAAAGAGGCAAGCACCGAUUCUGAAGAUGCCCAGGUGAAAAAAAUGAAAGAAAGGAACCAAAGGAUGGAAGAAGAAAUUAAGGAAUCUGAACUUCUCAACAAAAUAAUUAACACUCCAACCAUUACAUCAGCCACAUCUGAAGUCGAUGGACGAUCCAUAUGGGUCGGCAACGUAGACUAUGGGGCUACAUUGAAGGGUUUGAAUAAACGCUUUGAACAAUGUGGUCUCAUCAAGAGAACAAAAAUUCUACGAGACAAAUAUAGCGGCAAACCUAAGGGCUUUGCAUACAUUGAAUUUUUGGACGUUGUGUCUAUUGAAUUGGCCCUGAAACUGAAUGACUCACUGUUUUGCGGAAGACAAAUUAAAGUCACCGCGAAGAGAACCAACAUACAUGGUCUGUCAACUACAGACAGAAAACCGAGAGGGAGAGGUAUAAGGUCAAGGGGUGGUCCAAUGGCAGGAAGAGGUCGCUAUUUAGUUACAGCACAGCACAUUCCAACACCUGUGCCAAGGUUCGAUUCAUACAUGGAACAACAGCCACAGUACCCAGCCUACAGAAGCAGAGUCAGUAGCGGAUCUAUGGGAAAUCGGGGAGGGCCAUACGACCCCCGUUGUGAGCAAUAUUUGUAUAAAAAUCAGUAA